Capsicum annuum is the source of this 2213-nucleotide messenger RNA. RefSeq names its product F-box/WD-40 repeat-containing protein At5g21040. Lineage: Eukaryota; Viridiplantae; Streptophyta; Magnoliopsida; Solanales; Solanaceae. The transcript is spliced from 3 exons. Bases 279 to 1952 code for a protein of 557 amino acids. The record is from RefSeq and is a predicted model, not a curated record. Gene Ontology annotation, molecular function: protein binding. Gene Ontology annotation, cellular component: preribosome, large subunit precursor.
AGUCCACAUUUAGCUAGUACCCGCACCUGAUUUCCAAUUUCUCUCAAAUUCACCAAAUUUUAUUUAUUUUUCCCCAAAAUUUGAAAUCCCUAAAAUUCAAAGCAAAUUGCAAAGCCAUUCUUGUUCUUCUUCUUCUUGUCUCUAUAGUCAUCUCCCCUUUUUUUGUAAAUACUUUCAAUUGUUGCACUUGAGCUAAGGGUCUUUCGGAGACAACCUCUCUACCUCAGGAGGUUGGGGGCUCUGCUGCUGAAUAUUUAGGUUUAGGGGGAACCAAUUUUAUGGAAUUUGAAUGCCAAAGUGGUACUAAGGUUGGUUUGAAAGAUUGCUCUAGAGAUUGUGUAGACUACUCCUGCAGAGGAAAAGCUGAUCCUAGUUUUAUUGAACCUUCGAAGAACCCAAAGAGUUCCAAAUUUAACUCAGAGAAGCAAAAUCCAUUGAGGAGAUUGGAUGGGAAAGGUGGUAGUUUGAGUUUGGAAUGCGAGGAGUCGCUCGCUGUUAAUGAGGUCCUGCAUGAUUGUCGGUCUAUUACUGACCUUCCUCCAGCAUUGAUCUCAGAAAUACUUAAUUGCUUAGAACCGAAGGAGCUUGGUGUUGUUUCGUGUGUGAAUACGUCAUUGUAUCGUCUUGCUUCGGAGCACCAUGUGUGGAAGGAGUUCUAUUGUGAAAGGUGGGGGCAGCCAAUAUUGCUGGCACCUUUGGGCACAGAGAAUGCGGAUGAGAAGUCGUGGAAGGAGCUUUUUGUGGAGAGGGAGUUCCGUAGUAAAACAUUCAUGGGACGCUAUAAUAUUGAUACAUUGUAUGGUCAUACUGAGGCUGUCAGAACAGUUUCCGUUUUAUCUUCAAAGAAGCUUGUGUUUACCUCAGGGUACGAUCAGAUAGUGCGAAUGUGGAACAUGGAAGAAGGUUUAUCUAUUGCAUCAUCUCGCCCUCUUGGCUGCACUAUUCGUGCAGUUGCAGCUGAUUCAAGGCUCUUAGUGGCAGGAGGUACAGAUGGAUUCAUACAUGGUUGGAGAGCAGAGGAUGGAAUUCCACAUCUCUUUGAUCUUACAUCACCUCAGAACCAGAACACAGAAUUCAGAGUUUGGGAACAUGAAGGACCAAUAACAUGUCUUGCAUUGGAUUUGAAUAAGAUGUACAGUGGUUCAUGGGACAUGACUAUUCGUGUUUGGGAUCGAUCUUCUUUGAAAUGUCUGAAUGUUUUAAUGCACAAUGACUGGGUUUGGAGCCUUGCUCCCCAUGAUACUACAGUGGCGAGUGCUGCAGGCUCGGAUCUUUAUGUCUGGGACACUAAUAUUGGGUCUGAACUUGCUAUUGUCACCAAUGUUCAUGCUGGUAAUGCUUUUUCCUUGGCGCGAAGUCACACAGGGAAGCUCCUAUUCACUGGAGGGGAAGAUGGUGCUAUACACAUGUUUGAGAUCAUUAGAAAUGUUAAGUUUCAUGUCAAGCGUGUGGCAACAUGGAUUCCUCACUUGGGUGCUGUUUAUUCUCUUGCAUUUGAGUUCCCUUGGCUCGUUUCAGCUUCCAGUGAUGGAAAACUCUCACUUAUUGAUGUGAGAAAGCUGUUGAGGACAAAUCGGAGUUAUGUGGUGGAGAAGCUUUCAAAGGUUGACAAUAAGGUUAAAAAUGUAGAGCCACCUCAAAGAAUGUUACAUGGAUUUGGGAGCAAUCUGUUUGCUGUGGAUGUUGGUCUUGAUCGUAUUGUAUGUGCUGGAGAAGAAGGCGUUGUUAGGAUCUGGAACUUCUCAGAAGCUUUGGAGGUUGAGCAGAGAGUUCGAGCAUUAAGAGGACUAAGGUUGGAGAACAGAAUGAGGAGGCGUAAACUUCAGUCUGAAAUGACCAGUAAAGGUAGUCGUGGUGAUCAGUGCUCAGUUGCUGCUAAGAAGAAUCAAUUGAAUGGUGAUAGGAACAGCUGGCGCAACAGGCGUAGGGUGGCUGGAAAGCUGAAGGCGUAGAAAUUAUUGUAGUUUGUCAAUAUCUCCUAAAUAUGCUUUGCUCAUAGAUAAUCAUUGCAAAAGACAUAUCGUACUGUUUAAGUAGCUUCUGCAGUCUUACCCAUUUCUCAUUUACAUUGGCAUUCAAAUUGAAGGAACAAACUGUUCCCUUUGACAAACUACCCUUGUUUGGUCGAUUACUUGGUGUCUUAUGUCACUGACGGAGCGCUUGCCGAUGUUAAUUCCUGAUACAUUCAAAAUGCAAAAAUGCUUCUUUUCUGA